AUGCCGGAAGUGCAGGUGCAUUUGCGUGUCACGUUUGGUGGUUUGGGACCAAAACAGUCCGUCAAUCGACCACUUAUUGCGACGUAUGCGCUGAAGAUACUUGCUACCGGAGCUUGAAAUACCUUUGGGCACUGAACCAUGGCCCUUAAUAAGAACAGCUCAGAAUCUGGCGGCAUCAUCAUAAACAACAGCGAAAGCAUAUUGAUGACCUAUGAGAAUGUGGAGCUGACGUUUUGUGAGGCAGACCGUCUCCCUGAUGCUUUCAAGAAAAGUAGGAAGGGAAGCGUCUACAUGACCCCAUACAGGGUGAUCUUCCUGGCGAAAGGCAAAGAGGCCCUGCAGUCGUUCAUGAUGCCUUUCUACCUGAUGAAGGGCUGUGAGGUCAAGCAGCCUGUACUGGGAGCUAAUUACAUCAAGGCGACAGUCAGCGCAGAACCAGGGGGAGGCUGGGAAGGCACUGCAAACUUCAAGCUGAUCUUCAACGCAGGCGGAGCCAUCGAGUUUGGCCAGCACAUGCUGCACGUGGCCGCCCAGGCAUCCAAAGGACAGCCAGUUCUGGGGAAUUUCGGAAACUGCCCCUUUAUGGCGGCGAACGGGGCCUGCGCUUACCCCCCUCCUCCAGCCAAUGGGAUGUAUGCAGCGGGGCCCCCUCCUGGCUAUAGCUACCCCGCCCCCCCACCACCUGAUGGCUUCUAUCCUAACCCCCCAGCGUUCGACGGCCCUGCUGCCUACAUGCCCCCUCCCCCGUAUUCUGCACCCCUGGGGCAGUCGCCGCAAGGCCUGGACCUGCCCAAAACCUCUGCAGCUGAGGCUAAGGCAGCCGAGGCAGCCGCCAGUGCUAGCUGUGUCUCUCCUUCUCAUGUCUAUCUGCCAGAGGACAAGCCUCCCCCCUACUCCCCACCCGAGGACAAGAAGAAGCAGUAGAGUAGGCCUGAGCCACCCGCGGUCUCUCCCAGCCCAGCCCAGCCCCGCUCAGCCCAGCCUCUCCAGCUACUGUCCUUUCCCCUCUCUCUCUCCUCAGGCUGCUGAGUCUGUCAUCUCUCCCUCUCUCCCUCUUUCCUUUUGCAUCCGUUUCUUAAGCAGGCUUCUCUCUAAGCUUCACUGGUGCCACUCUCUCUGUCUCGUGGUUUGGAAUCUGGAACAGAUGAGAACGGAAUGUUACUGUUGCCGCGGCAAUGACUCGGAAAAGAUGGCGGUGGUGGUAGCUAGUCUGUUGUGGGGCCAGAGACAGUGUAGAGGGUAGACAGUGUCGCCGUGUCCGACUGAGAAGAAUGAAUGACCGGUAGCCUGCCUCACUGUUAGUGAAUGUAUAUGAUGUUUAUUUUAUUUCAUUUAAUUUCAUUUUAGUCUGACUGCUUUCUACCAAAUCAAAACUAACUUGGAGUAACACUAAACUAGCUAGUCAGUGUUUAAUUGUCGUUCUGUUUGUCCGUUUGUAUGUAUUGUUAGGAGUUUUUUGGGGGGUGGGGGAAAUGCAGCCUGGGACCAAUGUACUAAUGCAUAGUGAAAGGCCAGUGUGAAGUUAUUGGUAGCGACCGCAGGUGUGGGGGAAAACACUAGCAUCCUGUGUGAAGUUAUUGGUAGCGACCGCAGGUGUGAGGAGAAACACUAGCAUCCUGUGUGAAGUUAUUGGUAGCGACCGCAGGUGUGAGGGAAAACACUAGCAUCCUGUGUGAAGUUAUUGGUAGCGACCGCAGGUGUGAGGGAGACGUUGAUCUGGGAUCAGUUGGCAGGGGGAAGCCAUAUUGGGAGGAUUACAGUCAGAAGCCAUCUACCCCACUUAACCCCUCACACAGGCCCCCCCUCCCCCCGCUGGGUGACCUCUGACCUCUGGGCAAGCAUCUCGGCAGACACGGCACUGGGGCAUACUAUGUCUCUGCACCCUGUGUGUGUGUGUGUGUGUGUGUGUGUGUGUGUGUGUGCGCUGUACAGCAUGCUGACUGAAUGCCUCAGUGUCGUCGUGUCGCUUGUAUGAAGGUUUCUCGAUCUGUCAAUCAAGCAGAAGCUGUCCAGGAAGCUGCUGAUGUCUCAACGGAUCCGUCCCAGUUCUGGGCCGGAUCUGGGCUGGAUCAGUUCCAGGGUCAGCUGCUGAAUUGGAGCCACCCUACUGUUUGCACUUUAAAAAUGCUACGCUAUGCAGCAGCGACCAAACCCCACCUAACCGCCCGCCUCCCCCCCCCCCCCCUCUCUCUUUCGCUCCUCAUUGUAAAAUUGAUAAUAUAUGCGCUAUUUAUUUCCAUACAAGAUGACUACAACAUGACGUACUUUACUUGAAUGUCGAGCUGUACCAGUCUAGCAUGGGUUUUGAACUGUGACGUCAACUCUGCAUCAGUUUGGAUUUUAAUAAACUAAACUUGUGUGAAGUGAAA
Molecule: messenger RNA, 2369 nt
Organism: Clupea harengus (Atlantic herring)
Lineage: Eukaryota; Metazoa; Chordata; Actinopteri; Clupeiformes; Clupeidae
Gene: wbp2
Product: WW domain binding protein 2
Biological process (GO): positive regulation of DNA-templated transcription
Cellular component (GO): nucleus
Molecular function (GO): transcription coactivator activity; chromatin DNA binding
Source: RefSeq, a predicted model, not a curated record